Penicillium robsamsonii is the source of this 879-nucleotide messenger RNA. RefSeq names its product putative esterase/lipase. Gene Ontology annotation, molecular function: hydrolase activity. Lineage: Eukaryota; Fungi; Ascomycota; Eurotiomycetes; Eurotiales; Aspergillaceae. The transcript has a single exon. The record is from RefSeq and is a predicted model, not a curated record. The coding region runs from base 1 to 879 and encodes 292 amino acids.
AUGGAUAGGCUGAUGUAUUAUUACAAUAAAUGCUUCGCAUUUAUCAUCCGAACAUUCAUGGGCUUUGCCAGAAAUGUAUCGGCCAAUCCAGAUGAAAUCCACCACAUCAAGUCCCGGGAUGUGGGCCGCACGAUCAAGGUUCAUCUGUAUCGACCGUCUGGCUCGGGCCCAUCACCUGUCCUAAUCAACUUUCACGGAAGUGGCUUCGUGAUACCCCUCCAUGGCGGCGACGAUGAGUUUUGUCGACGAGUCAGUCAUGAAACCAAGCACACUGUCUUGGACGUCCGCUACCGUCUGGCACCAGAACACCCCUUCCCUGCCGCCCUGAACGAUGUCGAGGACGCCAUCAAAUAUGUGUUCACCUGUCCUGAUAAAUUCGACUUGACCCGUGUAUCGAUAUCAGGAUUUAGUGCUGGUGGUAACCUGGCGCUGGUGGCAGCUUCAAGCCUCUUCCCUCGCGAUACCUUCCGCUCCCUGAUAUCGAUUUAUCCUGUGACCGAUCUAAGCCCUGACCCUGCCUCGAAGAUCGCCCCAGCCCGUGGAGACUUUGUAAUUCCUCUUCCCGUCAUGCGCCUCUUUGACCGCUGCUAUGUCCCCUCCUCAGUCGACAAGCGGGAUCCCCGCAUUUCGCCGCUCUUUGCCCAGGUGGAUCGAUUCCCACAGCGUGUCCUUAUGAUCACCGUUGAUGGGGAUACUCUUGCGCUUGAGGGAGAGGAGCUGGCCCAGAAGAUCAACACAUUGCAAGGCCGACAUGUGGUCAGCGAGCGCCUGCUAGGGUGUAGUCAUGGAUGGGAUAAGAGCACGAGAAUGGGAACACCGCAAUACCAAGCUAAAGAGCGGGCUUAUCAACUAGCAUUUGACAUGCUGAACGGGAGCUAG